Molecule: messenger RNA, 1152 nt
Organism: Aspergillus terreus NIH2624
Lineage: Eukaryota; Fungi; Ascomycota; Eurotiomycetes; Eurotiales; Aspergillaceae
Product: aldo/keto reductase
Exons: 1
Coding region: 1-1152 (383 amino acids)
Source: RefSeq, a predicted model, not a curated record
AUGGACGCAUUCGCUCCUGCCCCCGAACCCCCCACAGAGCUCGGCCGCUACCGCGUGCUGUCCUCAACAGCCGGUAUCCGGGUGUCCCCGCUGCAGUUGGGGGCCAUGUCGAUCGGGUCGGCGUGGGCACAGGGCAUGGGCAGCAUGGACAAGGAGUCGUCAUUCAAGCUGCUUGACGCGUUCGUGGAGGCGGGCGGCAACUUUAUCGACACGGCGAAUAACUACCAGAACGAAGAGUCCGAGGCGUGGAUCGGCGAGUGGAUGGCCGCGCGGCAGAACCGCGACCAGCUCGUGAUCGCAACCAAGUACACAGGCGAGUACAAGGCGUACCAGCUGGGCAAGGGCAAGACGGUCAACCACGCGGGCAACCACAAGCGCAGCCUGCACAUGAGCGUGCGCGACUCGCUGCGCAAGCUGCAGACGGAUUACAUCGACAUCCUCUACGUGCAUUUCUGGGACUACACGACGUCGCUCGAGGAGAUCAUGGACAGCCUGCACGCGCUCGUCCAGCAGGGCAAGGUGCUGUACCUGGGGAUCUCGAACACGCCGGCGUGGGUGGUCAGCGCGGCCAACACGUACGCGCGACUGCAGGGCAAGACGCCGUUCAGCAUCUACCAGGGGCGGUGGAACGUGCUGCUGCGCGACUUUGAGCGCGAGAUCAUCCCGAUGGCGCGACAGUUUGGCAUGGCGCUCGCGCCGUGGGACGCCAUCGGCGGCGGCAAGUUCCAGACGCAGAAGGCGCUGGCGGAGCGCCAACGCAACGGCGAGGGGCUGCGCAAGCUGAUGGGCGGCGAGCAGAGCGCGGCCGAGGUGCAAAUGAGCGAGGCGUUGGCCAAGGUCGCCGCGGAGCAUGGCAUCGAGUCGGUGACGGCUAUCGCGUUGGCGUAUGUGCUCAGCAAGACGCCGAACGUGUUCCCGCUUGUCGGUGGACGCAAGAUCGAGCAUCUGCACGACAAUAUCAAGGCGUUGAGCAUCCGGCUCACCGACGAGCAGAUCAAGUACCUCGAGAGCGUCAAGCCGUUGGAUGUGGGAUACCCGCAUAACAUGCUGGGAGAGGAACCCGGCCUCACCGGGCACGCUGGCAUGCCGCUCGCCCCGUCGGGCCAAAUGGCGUUUGUCAAGUACCCGAAGGCGAUUGGAUACGAUGGAUGA